AUGAGCUACUGGCUUCGUGCUGAAGUAGCACUGCAGAACUUAGCAAUGGCUUAUCGAGUCGGCAGCGAGCAGGGCCCUCGAGCCGGCACGGAAUGGGAAUCCUGGGAGAGAGCCCAGCCCCAGUGUGCCGUCCCAUCCGAGCCCAUCGGGUUUUUUUUUAACCCAGUUCAUGGAAAAAUUAUUUUAGAUUAUCGCAUCACUUUAAACAUUUUGAUCGCUGGAAUCAUUGGUGCGUCUGCAGAGGAGCCCUGCCUGGAGGUGGUGGUUCACAGGGAUGCGCGGCAGGAGGAAGUCCAGCUGGGGAGGCUUGUUUUUGCUUUUGGCAAAAUAUGUGGAUGGGGAAAGAAAGAACGCAUAGAACAGCCCAUCUUCACCACCAGAGCCCAUGUCUUCCAAAUUGACCCCAGCACGAAGAAGAACUGGGUUCCCGCAAGCAAGCAGGCUGUAACUGUUUCCUACUUCUAUGACAGCACGAGAAACAGCUAUCGGAUUAUCAGUGUGGAUGGAGCCAAGGUGAUCAUAAACAGCACAAUCACACCUAACAUGACCUUCACUAAGACAUCGCAGAAGUUUGGCCAGUGGGCGGACAGCAGAGCCAAUACUGUCUUUGGUCUGGGCUUUCCCUCCGAGCAGCAGCUGACGAAGUUUGCAGAGAAAUUCCAAGAAGUAAAAGAAGCUGCCAAGCUAGCAAGAGACAGAUCUCAAGAGAAAAUUGAGACCUCAAGCAAUCAUUCCCAGGAAUCAGGACGUGAAACACCAUCUUCCACUCGAGCAUCUAGUGUGAACGGGACAGACGAUGAGAAGGCAUCACACGGUGGUCCUGCUGAGGCACAUCUCAAGUCUGAGAAUGAUAAAUUAAAAAUUGCUCUAGCCCAAAGUUCAUCCAAUGUGAAGAAGUGGGAGACGGAGCUGCAGACGCUGCGGGAGAGCAACGCCCGGCUGAGCACGGCGCUGCAGGAGUCCGCGGCCAGCAUCGAGCACUGGAAGAAGCAGUUCUCAGCCUGCAAGGAGGAAAACGAGCAGCUCAGGAGCAAGAUUGAAGAACUGGAGGAACAAUGCAAUGAAAUAAAUAGAGAGAAGGAAAGAAAUGCGCAGCUGAGUAGACGCCUCCAGGAACUGGAAACAGAGCUUCAGGACAAAGAGCUGGAACUGGAAGAGCUGCGAAAGCAGGGUGAAAUUAUACCACAGCUCAUGUCAGAAUGUGAAUCUGUAUCUCAACAAUUACAGGCUGCUGAGGAAAAGAACAAAGAUCUUGAAGAGAAAGUCAGAACGCUAAGGACAGAAGUUGAAGAGAGCAAACAUAGGCAGACCAACCUUAAAACUGAAUUAAAGAAUUUUUUAGAUGUACUAGAUGGGAAGAUAGAUGAAUUACAUGACUUCCGACAAGGACUGUCUAAACUUGGGGUUGACAACUAGAUGGCAAUAGAUUUUUUUGUAACCUAGGGUCUGGAUGUUUGAUGUUCUGUUGAUCCCAAACGUGUGUUUUACAAAAUAUAACUAGAAUGUUCCA
Molecule: messenger RNA, 1510 nt
Organism: Opisthocomus hoazin
Lineage: Eukaryota; Metazoa; Chordata; Aves; Opisthocomiformes; Opisthocomidae
Source: RefSeq, a predicted model, not a curated record